UCAGAGCCCGGCUACCGGGGCUCUGAGGGGGCCCCGGAACCGGGAUAAGGAGGCCCGUCCUCUGCGGCGAAGGGAGGGCGGGGUGGAGCGUGCCCGGUACUUUCCAUACGGGUUCCGGGGCGCGGUAGAGGCGCACCGAGAGCGGAGGAAAGCGCGGCGGCCCUGGAACCUGGAUAUCGCGCGAGGCAAGCCGCGCGCGGGCGGGCGGGCUAUGGCGCAGGCGGGUUGCGGGGCCGGCGCUGGUGGCGGGGCCCGGUGCAUGGCGGUCUGUCGGCGGAGUCGCCCUCGGGGGCUGUCAGAUUUGUGACCCAGAAGGAAAUCUCUGACAUCAGCUGUGGCUCUCAGUGCUGGCCAGAAGCCAACUUCAUGUCUGAGUGCAUGAACAACAGUUUGCCAUGGAGAGCUUGGGGCUGCAGACGGUGACCCUCAGUGAUGGGACGACUGCCUAUGUCCAACAAGCUGUCAAAGGAGAGAAGCUGCUUGAAGGACAAGUGAUCCAGCUCGAGGAUGGAACUACUGCAUACAUUCACCAGGUGACCAUACAGAAAGAAUCUCUCUCCUUUGAGGAUGGACAGCCUGUGCAGCUGGAAGAUGGCAGCGUGGCCUAUAUACACCGCACACCCAAAGAGGGCUAUGACCCCAGCGCCCUGGAAGCUGUCCAGCUGGAAGAUGGCUCCACUGCCUAUAUUCACCACCCUGUCACUGUGCCAUCAGACAGCACCAUCCUGGCCGUGCAGACAGAGGUGGGCUUGGAGGACCUGGCCACAGAGGAUGAUGAGGGCUUCAGCACAGACACGGUAGUAGCCCUGGAGCAGUAUGCAAGCAAAGUUCUACAUGACAACCAGGCUCCCCACAAUGGCAAAGGGCAGCAAGUUGGAGACAGAGCAUUCCGCUGUGGCUACAAGGGCUGUGGGCGUCUCUAUACCACUGCCCAUCACUUGAAGGUGCAUGAACGAGCACACACAGGUGACCGGCCAUACAGGUGUGAUUUCCCCAGCUGUGGAAAGGCCUUUGCCACAGGCUAUGGGCUGAAGAGCCACGUUCGCACCCAUACUGGUGAGAAGCCGUACAAGUGUCCAGAGGAGCUGUGUAGCAAGGCCUUCAAGACCUCGGGAGAUCUGCAGAAGCAUGUCCGGACCCACACUGGUGAACGCCCGUUCCGGUGCCCUUUUGAGGGUUGUGGCCGCUCCUUCACCACGUCUAAUAUCCGCAAGGUACAUGUGCGCACCCACACAGGCGAGCGGCCCUACACAUGUCCCGAGCCCCACUGCGGCCGCGGCUUCACCAGUGCCACCAACUACAAGAACCACGUGCGCAUCCACACAGGGGAGAAGCCAUACGUUUGCACAGUGCCAGGCUGCGGGAAGCGUUUCACUGAGUACUCCAGCCUGUACAAGCACCACGUGGUCCACACGCACUGCAAGCCCUACACCUGCAGCACCUGUGGCAAGACCUACCGGCAGACUUCCACUUUGGCCAUGCACAAGCGCAGUGCGCACGGAGAGCUGGAGGCCACCGAGGAGAGUGAGCAGGCCCUCUAUGAGCAGCAGCAGCUUGAGGCCGCCUCUGCAGCUGAGGAAAGCCCACCACCCAAACAAGCCCACAUUGCUUACCUUUCGGAGGUGAAGGAAGAGGGUGAUGACAUCCCAGCCCAAGUGGCCAUGGUGACAGAGGAGGAUGGGGCCCCCCAGGUGGCUCUGAUCACUCAGGAUGGCGCCCAGCAGGUCAGCCUAUCCCCAGAGGACCUGCAGGCCCUGGGGAAUGCCAUCAGUGUGGUGACCCAGCACAGCAGCAGCACCCUCACCAUCCCCAGCCAUGACAGUGACCUGGCCACAUCAGGCACGCAUACAGUCACCAUGGUCAGCGCUGAUGGCACCCAGACACAGCCCGGCCUCACACAUUCCUCCUUUUGCACCCCAUCUCUGCAGCUAGAGGAGCAGCAGACCUUGGAGGAGGCCAUCAGUGUGGCCACUGCUGCCAUGCAGCAAGGGGCAGUGGCCCUGGAGACCACCAUGUCAGAGAGCGGCUGCUGAGCCUGAGGGCUGGCUCCCACCCCAUGCUGGCGGAAGUGCCGCGCUCACAGGCAACCCUGCCUAAGGGCCCUGGCUGUGCCUGGCACAUGGAAGGUGGCCACGUAGGUGUCUGGAGAGAGAAGGCAGCCCAAAGUUGGCCUCACUGAAGGGGAAGGGCCCCUGCCUGAGGUGAGGGCCAGGCAGCAGACGCUGAGGAAAACCAGCCUGAUCGCUAGGCGGCACUAGGACCUGCUCUCUCCCUUCUGGAAAACACCCAUCCCGCAUCUGUCCAGUCCCCCUCUCAGGUGGAGAUGGGGGCAGUGGGCACUGGCCUCCAUGCUGACAGGUCAGGGCCUAACAGGGAAAAGGGCAGAUAGCUCUUCAGCCCUGGGCGUUAGGGCAGAGCAGCCCAGCCUUGCCCAGCAAUAACACCUCCUGGAGGCAGCCAGGAUGUCUGCCACUUGGCACUAGAGAUUUCCUGCCACCACAGAAUUAAUUCCUCAGGGGCCUGUGGCUGGAGCAGAGGUGCCCAGCUCCCCACAACACACCCCAGCUGCUUCCCAAUCUCUUUGUGGCAAAAACAGGGAGUGAGUGGCCUGUAUAUAGACUGCUGGGGGUUGGGUUUCAUUUGUUUUGUGGUUUGUUUGUUUUUUUAAAUUCCAUUUUGAUAUUUUUUUCCUUCUCUGGGUGGUGGUGGCAAACGGGUGAAUGACUAUUUAAUAAAAGU
Molecule: messenger RNA, 2739 nt
Organism: Dipodomys ordii (Ord's kangaroo rat)
Lineage: Eukaryota; Metazoa; Chordata; Mammalia; Rodentia; Heteromyidae
Gene: Znf76
Product: zinc finger protein 76
Exons: 13
Coding region: 396-2033 (545 amino acids)
Biological process (GO): central nervous system development; regulation of transcription by RNA polymerase II
Cellular component (GO): nucleus
Molecular function (GO): DNA-binding transcription factor activity, RNA polymerase II-specific; RNA polymerase II cis-regulatory region sequence-specific DNA binding
Source: RefSeq, a predicted model, not a curated record